UCUGCUGAUCAUUGAAAAAUAAAAAAGUCACGUGACCGCGUGUGCGGCGCCACACGACGCUAGCCGAAUGAAGUUGCCCCGGAUAGUAAGCUCGAAGUUCGAGAGCAGUGGUGGAGGUAGCGGUGAGGGAAUGAGAGCAGAGUGAUAUUGCAAUUCGGAGGAACUGCGGUGUUUUAGCAAAGGAAUUACUCGUAUCAACGAAGAUGGAGAUCGAAGUCCUGUCAGCGAAAUCCUCCAAGCUGAUAGCCAAUGUGAAUGUAAAUCCAAGCACUACAAUAGGAGAGAUGAAACAGCAAUUGCAAAAAUUAAAGAAAGCGCCAUAUGUCGAAAGGCAGAGUCUGAGAUUGGAGGCCAAAGGAAAAGCAUUGUCUGACUCGGAGACAGUUAAGUCUCUUUCACUAAAAGCAGAUGGAAAAUUGUAUUACAAGGAUCUUGGUCCUCAAAUUGGUUGGAAGACUGUUUUCUUACUAGAAUAUGCAGGACCUUUGGUAAUAUAUCUUUGGCUGUAUCAGCGUCCCUGGCUAUUUUACGGAAACGUGGACACCAGUAAUUAUCACUAUGUAGUUAACUGGGCAGCAAUUGGCUGGACAGUACAUUAUGCAAAACGUCUUCUGGAGACUGUCUUUGUCCACCGUUUUAGUCAUGCAACGAUGCCGUUGCGUAAUUUAUUCAAAAAUUGCUCUUAUUAUUGGCUCUUUACUAUGUAUGUGGCAUAUCACAUCAAUCAUCCGUUAUACACAGCUCCCUGCUCUGUUCAAGUCUACAUUGGAGCAGUGACAUUCGUAGUGUAUGAGCUGGGUAAUCUCAGUAUCCACUUAGCUCUGAGGAACUUGCGACCACCGGGCACCACAAUUAGGAAAAUACCGAUGCCGACAGAUAAUCCCUUCACUGCUCUUUUUAAACUUGUUUCCUGUCCCAAUUACACAUAUGAGAUAGCCAGUUGGAUUAGCUUUACUUUAAUGACAUCAUGUCUUCCAGCUGGUCUUUUCACACUUGCUGGUGCAUAUCAGAUGACUGUAUGGGCACUGGGCAAACAUAGAGCAUACAAGAAAGAAUUUCCGGACUAUCCAAGAAAUCGUAAAGCCAUCAUUCCAUUUAUUCUCUAAGUUAAAAUGUCUAUACAAAGUAAUAUUGGUAACUCGCGAUACUACUACGAUAUUAUUUUGUUGCUCUUUUUGAAAGAAUAAAUAUUAAUGAUUAUGUUUAACAAUUACGUUCCAAAUAUAUGACGAACAAUUUCUAGUAAUGAAUUUCGUAGAAGUACAAAAAAGAAUACAUGCAGUUUAGUUUCUAUUUUAUAUUUUUGUACAAAUUUUAAGGUGGGUUUUGUCUUUUUCACCAUAAUGAAAUUAUAUAUAUUAUGA
Pogonomyrmex barbatus (red harvester ant) is the source of this 1364-nucleotide messenger RNA. Its product is annotated as trans-2,3-enoyl-CoA reductase Sc2. Lineage: Eukaryota; Metazoa; Arthropoda; Insecta; Hymenoptera; Formicidae. The record is from RefSeq and is a predicted model, not a curated record. Gene Ontology annotation, biological process: very long-chain fatty acid biosynthetic process. Gene Ontology annotation, molecular function: oxidoreductase activity, acting on the CH-CH group of donors; protein binding.